UGUUCAACAAUGGCGGAUCAAUCUCUUCGCUCGCCUACUAAACCACAUUUCUUUAAGCCUCUUCUUCCAGGCUUCCGCACUCACCUUAACAUUCCUGUAGCUUUCUUCUCGAAGCACGUUGAAGGAAGAAACGACCAGAACAAGACUGCGAGACUGAGAUCAGAUGCGUCGGAUGAAACUUGGUUGGUGAAGAUGGACGGUUUGAAAUUAACCGACGGGUGGGAAGAGUUUGCCUUUGCACAUGAUCUCCGAAUUGGGGACAUCGUGGUUUUCAGACAUGAGGGAGAGAUGGUGUUUCAUGUCACAGCUUUGGGACCAAGUUGCUGUGAGAUUAAGUAUACCUCUCCAUCAUCUCACAACAUGAUCAAUGAUGAUCAAACCAACAUUGUUUCAAGAAACAGUUCAAGAGUGAAGAAGAAUACAAGAAAGAAAGUGGAGUCUUCAUCAAACCAUUCUCGUUUUGUAGCAAAUGUCACAGCUUGGGGCCUAAGCAAUGAUCGACUGAAUAUACCACUCACUUUCGCGAGGUUAAACGGUCUGAACAAAAUGCGCGGUAAGAAAAUCUAUCUUCACAAUGAAGAAGGAAGAUCAUGGAAGUUAGGUUUGGUACAUGACAAAGCAGGCAUGCAUACUUAUUUCAAAUCUGGUUGGAGAAGUUUCUGCGCUGCAAAUGGUAUUAGCCAAGGUCGAUAUACAUUCCAACUGGUACGAAAAUCGGCACCACCUGUCAUCCGUUUGUGCCGCUCAAAUCAAAGAUCAGCAGCGGAAUCUGCAUCAGACCAUUCUUGUUUUAAGAGACAUGUCAGUCCUUCAAGCCUAAGAUAUGAUCAACUGUAUCUUCCAAGGAGCUUUGUGAGCUCAAAUGGUCUGGACAAGAGAUUUGGUGAGAUAAUUUUAAAGAAUGAACAGGGAUGUAAAUGGCCUUUAGUUUUGAAACAUUCCAAACCAAUCACUACAUAUCUCACGAAAGGCUGGACCAAUUUCUGCCACGUUAACGGGAUCAAAGUUGGAGACUUCUUCAAGUUUAAACUGGCUGGAACCUGGGAAGAACCUGUUCUUUCUUUGUGCCCUGCAGAAUCCAAUCGUGACAAAACUCCAUUAAAGUGUUCAGAGAUUAGUAAUGAUGUGAAUCCCGAAGAAAGUGAAGAGGAGACUACUGGAGACAAGAAUAUCUCUCGGCAUUAUUUGGAUCUUAAGAAAAGGAAGUAUCGGUCAAGAUGCAGAGCCUCUGUAGAAAACAUGGAUGAUGACCAGACCAACAUCGGAAACAGUUCAAGAGUGAAGAGAGUGAAGAAGAAUCCAAGAAAGAAGGUAGAGUCUUCAUCGGACCAUUCUAGUUUUGUGGCAAAUGUCACAGCUUCGAGCCUAAUAUAUGAUCGACUGUAUUUACCACUGACUUUUGAGAGGUCAAACGGUCUACACAAAAAGAGCGGUGAGAGAAUUGUUCUACUUGAUGGAGAAGGAAGGUCAUGGAAUUUGAAUUUGAAAUACAACGAAGCAGGCAUGCAUACUUAUAUAAGACCAGGUUGGACAAGAUUCUGUGAUGCAAAUGGGAUGAGCCAAGGUCAACAAUUUACGUUUAAACUGGUCCAAAAGGCUGCACCACCUAUCAUGCGUUUGUAUCUUGCAAAACGUAGACCAAUAUCAGAAUCUUCAUCACACCAUUCCUAUUUGGUGGGAUCUGUCACUGCUUCAAGCCUAACCACAGAUAGACUGUGUUUAAGUAGGAGUUUUGUGCGCUCAAGUGGUCUGGACAAAGGAUACGAGGAGAUAGUUUUAGAGAAUGAAUGGGGAAAAGGAUGGAAUUUAGUCUUGAAACAUUACAAAUCAUGCUGCUCUACUAUUCUCGGAGGAGGCUGGACCACUUUCUGCCAAGACAACGGAUUAAAACCUGGAGACUCUUUCAAGUUUAAACUGGUUGGAACCGGGGAAAGGCCUGUUCUUUCUUUGUUCCUUGCAGAUUCCAACCAUGUUUCCAACCAUGAAAAAACUCCAUUAGAGUGUCCAGAAGGUAGUGAUGAUGUAAAGUACCUCUCCUCUAGUAGCGGAGAUGAUAGUAGCAAAUCCAAUGAAAGUGGAAACGAGAGUAUUGAUGGCAGGAACAAGAACAAUUCACAAUAUUCCGGUGAGAUCAAGAAAAGGAAGUAUUUCUGGAAAUGUAGAGCUUCUUCACCUUCAUAUACACAAGACCGAUUUGUGACAUUAACUCUUACACAGUCCGCUUUUCAAACCUAUAAACUGUUUCUUCCUCGUGAUUUCACGCAGAUGAAUGGCAUCAACAAGACAGGGAAGAUAACUCUGUUGGGUCAAGAUGGAGUAAAACGGGUGGUGGAUCUCUUUCUAGACAGAAUAUGCGGAAGGAUGCGAUUUGGAAAAGGCUGGAGAGAGUUCUGUAAAGCUGAAGGCGUGAAAAUAGACGAGUCCUUUGUGUUGGAACUCAUUUGGGAAGAAGAAGCACGUCCAGUGUUUAAGUUCUGCACCAAAGUAAACUCUGCUUGAAUUUGUUUCCAGAGAAGAUGCUUGUGAUGUGUCAUGACAGAUUCUCUCUCUUUAUCUCUAUUGCCUGGAGCAGUAGAUGUCAAUCAAUCCUUUGUUCGUUUUGAACCUUUUGAGAUAUUGAAAUGUCAUAACUUCUGUGUUCCUUAAGCUCGUUAAAGAUAUUGGUUCUUCUCA
Molecule: messenger RNA, 2673 nt
Organism: Capsella rubella
Lineage: Eukaryota; Viridiplantae; Streptophyta; Magnoliopsida; Brassicales; Brassicaceae
Product: B3 domain-containing protein REM17
Exons: 9
Coding region: 10-2499 (829 amino acids)
Molecular function (GO): DNA binding
Source: RefSeq, a predicted model, not a curated record